AUGAGAUACUCCCCAGAAAUCAAGAAGUCCCCAUCGCAUCUCCUGAAGAAGUUUGCAGUGUGUGACAUCCCUCUCUAUGACAUCUGUGACUACAACAUCAGCAGGGACCGGUGCAAAGAGCUCGGGUGCUGUUUCUAUAAGGGUGUCUGCUACGAGAAAGCUAUUCCCGUUUACGUGCAGAUCUUCUCCGCCCUGAUUGUGCUCAUUGGAGGCAUCUUCACCAUCACCAUCAUCUACAGGAUCAUACAGGAGAAUAGAAGAGAGACAGAGAUCUUCACGGAAACCCCACCAUCAGUUAACAUCUCCAGGAAGGAGUCUGAGCAGCUUUCUACUCAAGAACCGGUGUCGCUCAAACUUUCCCUUCCAAGUGGCUCCUCCAAGAAGGGCACUGAGAGCCAAAUGGAAGUCCCUGAACUUAAGCGCCUCAAGGUCUCAGAGACGGGAGCCUUUGGCUCUGCCCAUGCCCCCGCACGCACUGUGUGCCUGCCUUUCAGGACACCCACGUGUGGGGCUCCGUGGGAGGACGCCUUUGUCUGGGAGCGGAUGGAGUACGCUGUGGAAUCCCCUGCAGAUGCCGCCGUUCCAGGAACACGUGUACUGCGGCGUAUCGAGUGA
Messenger RNA from Chionomys nivalis (European snow vole), 615 nucleotides. It is a transcript of the gene Tex29, whose product is annotated as testis expressed 29. The record is from RefSeq and is a predicted model, not a curated record. The transcript has 5 exons. NCBI's taxonomy places the organism in Eukaryota, Metazoa, Chordata, Mammalia, Rodentia, Cricetidae. The coding region runs from base 1 to 615 and encodes 204 amino acids.